This is a messenger RNA of Sitophilus oryzae (rice weevil), 1244 nucleotides long. It is a transcript of the gene Sf3a2, whose product is annotated as splicing factor 3A subunit 2. NCBI's taxonomy places the organism in Eukaryota, Metazoa, Arthropoda, Insecta, Coleoptera, Curculionidae. The record is from RefSeq and is a predicted model, not a curated record. Gene Ontology annotation, molecular function: nucleic acid binding; zinc ion binding. Gene Ontology annotation, biological process: spliceosomal complex assembly. Bases 262 to 1071 code for a protein of 269 amino acids. Gene Ontology annotation, cellular component: U2-type prespliceosome; U2 snRNP; nucleus. The transcript is spliced from 4 exons.
AUGGUCAUUGGCGUUAUAUGUUUAUAUGUGGUAUUUGUGGCUUGGAUUUGUGGAUCGUGGAAUGAUCGUGGAAUCCGUGAAAGUUUAGGAUAUUUUUAGUGUGUUCUGUGAUUUAAUUUACUGAAUGUGUACGGGAUGUUUAUUAUGUAAGCUGGAGCUAGAAGUUUUUGCAGUUUAGUUUGCUGUUGGUAUUUUGGAGUUUGUCCUUCGCUUACAUUUGGGCAUAUGUAGUAGAAAAUCGUUACCAAAUUACUACAAGCCAUGGAUUUUCAAAAUAGACCUGGUGGAAAGACUGGCGGAGGAGGUGUCGCAUCAUGGUCGGAAUCCAAUCGAGACAGACGCGAAAGAUUGAGGCAAUUGGCUUUAGAAACAAUAGAUUUACAAAAAGAUCCUUAUUUUAUGAAAAACCAUUUAGGCUCUUAUGAAUGUAAACUAUGUUUAACUUUACAUAAUAAUGAAGGAAGUUAUUUAGCCCACACUCAGGGUAAAAAGCAUCAGGCCAAUUUGGCAAGGAGGGCAGCGAAGGAAGCUAAGGAUGCUCCCUCAUUACUUCAGCCAGAGAAGCCUAGAGUAGAACCUAAGAAAUUUGUAAAAAUUGGUCGUCCAGGUUACAGGGUGACUAAACAAAGAGAUCCAGAAACAGGACAACAAAGUUUACUAUUUCAAAUUGAUUAUCCAGAGAUUAGUGACCAUGUUUUACCAAGGCAUAGGUUUAUGUCUGCGUACGAGCAGAAAAUUGAACCACCAGAUCGUAAAUGGCAGUAUCUGCUUUUUGCUGCAGAACCCUAUGAAACUAUUGCAUUUAAGGUGCCUAGCAGAGAAGUGGAGAAAACUGAUAAUAAAUUCUGGACUCAUUGGAACAGGGAUACAAAACAGUUCUUUUUGCAGUUUGCUUUCAAAACUGAAAAUAAGAAGCAGCCAACUAUUAUUAAUAGACAAACAAUGAUCACUGGAGUACCACCGCCUCCAAUGCUACCAGUACCACCACCACCAAGACCUCCUAUGUUCAAUCCCAUGCCACCACCACCUCCUAUGAUGAGAGCAGUGAUGCCUGUUCCUCCACCGCAUUAAACUUUAAAUAAACAUUAACUGCACCAUUCAAUUAAAAAUAACCAGUUGCUGUAUUUUUAUGGUUUUGAUUACUGUAAUCAAUUUGUUUUAUGUAUGAAAUAAAAAUUAACUGAUAUUAUGUUCUAUUCCAUUCUAUAUUCUUCUAUACAAUAAACUGAUAUUCAACUCAAACU